AUGUCUUUUUUCCGGAGUGGAGCAAGGAGGGUUUCGUUGAAUUUGCCUCAAGGGUUCAGGUUUGAUCCAACAGACAAUGAAGUUCUGUUUUAUCUGAGGAAGAACAUAUUGGAUCAGCCAUUUCCUGCUAAUGUGAUUCCAACUGCUGAUGUUUAUGGGACCAACCCAGAUGAGCUUCCAUUUUGUGACUUCAAGGAUGGGAAUGGAAGUUACUGGUUCUUUUUUACUACCAAGCUUAGUGGCGACCUCAUCACAGAGGAUGGUUAUUGGAGUCCUAUAAUUGAUGAAAGAAUAAUUGAUGGCACUAAAGUAGUUGGUUUCAAGCGGCAUCUUGUUUUUCACCAAGGAAAAAUAUCUUCAGGGACUCAAACUCACUGGAACAUACAUGAAUUUGGAGUGAAUCCCAGUACAUUUUCAGCUGCCGAACUCAGCGAUGGCAUCAGAAAGAAGAUAUCAAAUCUGGUAGUAUGCAAGAUUUUCCUUACGAAGGAUGAUCCAAUUACUGGUUUCGAGGGAGAGAUUGAAGAGGAAGAGGAAGAGGGAUUAGAAAAGGAGGAAGCUGCCAAUCCUAGUAAUAAAUGGAUCGGAAGAGGAGGAUGA
Messenger RNA from Fraxinus pennsylvanica, 600 nucleotides. Lineage: Eukaryota; Viridiplantae; Streptophyta; Magnoliopsida; Lamiales; Oleaceae. The record is from the annotation of a GenBank genome assembly.